CACACACAACACACACAACACACACAACACACAAGCACUCAAUCUCGAAAAGAUGACUACUACCAAACUACCACUGCCUCACUUCCUCAACCUACCACUCCCACCCAUCCCAUUCGACCCAUCCUCAUCCUCAUCAAAACCCGCCACUGCAACUACUACUACGACGACGACUAACCAACCAUUGGUAUUUAAACUCAACCUAUCUCCAGAGCAGUACGAUGAACUGCUCAACCUCGAUGCCGAGGUCGAGGAGGGCGAGGAGGGCGGGCUAAGGGUAGAGUUCGACCCAUCCGGGAAAGCCGCUCUCCAUCUCAACCCCAAUCGCAUCCUCCAACUCAAUCCACCUCGCUCAGGACCAUCUCGCACCAACAGACCCGAGGAGAUCUAUCGUCAUACCCCGGCCUCCACUCCAUCCUCAACUCGCUCACCUCUCACCGGCCUCUUCAGGAUUCCGACGAGCACAACGGUCUAUGACCUCCAACGCUCUCAACCUCCCUCGGAUCUUGCGAUCGCCCCAUCCUCAACCCAGACGCGCCCGAUCGAACCCACAAAACAACCUAGUAGCAAACCUAGUAAUCACACCCCAACCAAUCACACCCCUCAACCACCUAGACCCUCGCGUGUAACCACAGACUCGGGUCGGAGCGAAAGAGAGAGACUGGCCGGACAACGGCUCAAGGAAAAAAGGAUGGAAGAUGAUCGAAAGAAGAAGGAAAAACAGAUGGUCAUCCUGCCCGAUGCCCCUUCGACUGUCCCAGCCACCAGGAAAACUCGCCCCAUUAAAUCAAAAGUUCCCAAUAAACAAAUCUCAUCUAUCAGUAACAGGCAGCCUCCGAGCACCGUUUCAUCGAACGCUAGUCUCUCAUCAUCUAGGAAUCCACCCCCCUCCGUUGCCCCCGCCUCACAAUCACUACCCCUCAGGCGAUCUUUACCCGGAUCCCAAGCCGGAAAACAACUGGCCCAUGGGAUGAAUCAGCAUCUCACGAACCCUUCUGCAGCCUUGCUGAAAUCUACCCCUUCACAGUUGCAAUCAGAAGCGCUGUCGCCCCCACAACCGGUACCAGCUCCUGCUCCGCCGCCAGUGGCGUUCAAACCUUCCAGUUCGAGCCGACGCGGGAAGCCAGCUACCCUCAAUCAACCCGCUCUUUCCGACUCAAAAUCCGCGCCGCCAUCAGAACCUCCAAGUGCCACCAAGCUUAGCACUAGCACCGGGCUGACAAGUCUAUCAGAAGAGGGCGAGGCUGAUCAACAACGCCUGGUGGAUACACCUUCUUCACAUCCCGUCAAGCGACCCUCGCCUCCUGUUGCUCCUCUCAAGCCGAAAGACUCACCGCAGUCGUUCAAGUCGUCACCCCGUGUCAAUGCUGCACCAAAUGAAGUCAAAACUCACUCCUCCCAGUCAUCUCUUCCCGAAGCCAAUGCGAUCCUACCCGAAAGACCAAGUUCGGCAACAUCGGUACACAAGCGACCUGUGAGAAAACAAGCUGCUGCCCCCGCCCCUCAGACAUCAGCUAGCCCUCAAGUGGAGAGUGCCCGGAGUCCUCCGGAUGCCGAUAUUACUCAUAACUCGUCAAAGCGGCCUCGGCCGGAUAUCUUGGCUCCUAAUCCUCCCCGACCCAAGAAAACUCAAAGACGAGAUGGGAACGAGCGACGGCCAGUGGAUAAUCAGCCCGCCCCACCGACACAGUUAAAUCGUGUUCCUUCCAAUAAUGGUGCCGCACGGCCCGAAGAGCCAGUCCGGAAAUCAGGAGUGACUGUCAAGAAGAUCACGGUUCCAGCAGUAAACGAUCGCAAUCCAGCUGUGGCAGCAAAUCGACAUGAGGCUACUCCAGCUCCUCCGAUCAGCAAGAAGAGGGCACUUGAUGCUGAGCCUGUAGCACCCAGCAAUCAGCUCACCAAGCGAGUUCGACAGGAAGAGGGCGGUCUUGGGUCGGCAUCAAAUCUACCGCCGAUUCGCAAAGUGGUUCGACCGCCACCUGUUGUUCCGCUGGAGGCAGAGAACACCCAGAACGGGCAGGCGAAGCGGAUCAAGAAGAAAAAGCGGACCAAGCGAGUUGAUUACACCAGUUCGGAAGUCGAGGAGGGAGAGGAACCGGGUGAGAUCGUCAACACUUCAAGCCGGACUCGUCCCUCCUUGCCCGCUAGCACAUCAAGUCACCAGCAGGCUCCAAGACAGAUUGAUGCCGUCAAGGCCCCUCCUCCUCCAUCGACCCAGUCAGAGAAGGCCAGAGAUAGUCAUCCCAGCUCACAGAAACCGGCAGGCCAUCCGAUGAGCCCGGGCCGGCCUCUGAAGUCGAAUGGGAAGUCGAAGCCGAACGAGCAGGUCGAGCGUAGUCCGGAGAGGACAGUGGCAAGCUCGAGACCGACGGGGGUGGCAGGCGCUGAGGAAGACGGAUCGUCGUCGUCGUCUUACAAGAGCUUGCGGCUGACCUUCUACAGGCUUCUCAAACAUUAUGAGUUUGUCUGUGCCAGACUGGAGCGGUAUAAGUCUGAUCGAUCGGCCGUUGGGAAUGUGGAGGAGGUUGAGGAACUGGUGGUUGAGGUCCGUGGGCUGGAGAUGGAGUUGGAUCGGAUCAGGAAUCGGCUGGUUCGGAACUAUGCUUGAUGAUUGGUUUCGUUCAAUCCCUCUCUCUCUCUCUUUGUUCUUUUCCACUACUUCACUCCUGUCAUCGCUUCUCCCCUUGUCGUUGUUUUCUUUUUUUUUGAUCCCUUUCUUAUACAUACCUCAUCGAUCUUAUUCAACUACAUUCGGCCCUUAUCUCUCUUGCGCUUUGUUUUGUUUUUUUUUGUACAUGUACACAUCACUUAUUUUCAUAAUAUAACUAUCCGUUGUUAUCAUUAUCUUUCUUCUUCUUCUUCUUCUACAAACAUACAUACAUAGAUCUGAUUAUAUCAAAAUCAAUAAAUUAUUGUUCUUAUUGUGUAUAUGUAUAUGAUGAUUAAUCUGAUAGUGUUCUCAAAUGUAUCUUCUGUUUUUUUUUUUCUCUUUGGUGUUUCUUUGUUUGCAGUUUGAAAAUAUACAUACAUAUACACAUCACAUGUACAUCAUGUUUCUUGAUUGCUUUUUUUUUGUUGGGUUGUGUUUUGAGAUUGACUGAUGGAUGACUACAUACAUACAUACAUAUGAGAAUAGAUCGUAGAUUGGCAAGUUGAACACAAGUUUG
This is a messenger RNA of Puccinia graminis f. sp. tritici CRL 75-36-700-3, 3164 nucleotides long. RefSeq lists its product as uncharacterized. The record is from RefSeq and is a predicted model, not a curated record. NCBI's taxonomy places the organism in Eukaryota, Fungi, Basidiomycota, Pucciniomycetes, Pucciniales, Pucciniaceae. The transcript is spliced from 3 exons. The coding region runs from base 53 to 2605 and encodes 850 amino acids.